Messenger RNA from Physcomitrium patens, 1916 nucleotides. RefSeq lists its product as uncharacterized. NCBI's taxonomy places the organism in Eukaryota, Viridiplantae, Streptophyta, Bryopsida, Funariales, Funariaceae. The record is from RefSeq and is a predicted model, not a curated record.
AAACCCUAGAGGAAGGGGGUUCUCGGAACAGGCGUCGGGUUUGUGGAGCCAUGAAGAAGAAUGCGCAGAGAAGGUGCUAAUCGCUCGACCGCUCCGCACAAGGACUCAUCACGCCACACAGCCGAGCUGUAUCGAGCCCUUUGCAGCCUUUCUCUUCGCAAUUAGGGCUCAGGUUUUGAUAGCAGCGCUUGCCAUCUGAAGUGACUCUUUCUCCUGGCGAUGUCGCACUUUUGACACUCGUCACGCUAUGGCAGCCACUAUUCGGAGGGUACGUGCAUCUACUUUUCGAGUUGAUGCAAUUCUCUUUGUUCUUAAUUUCAGUGAUAAGUGCUGGUGAAUGAAGGUGGGUUAUGGAUCUUUGGAUGCUAGUGAAUUUUUAGUGAGUGUCUGUGAGGAGAGGUUUUGGAUUUCUCUCGCCAAGCGGGUGGACACGAGAUGGAUUUGGUUUCAUGAAUACUGUUGCUGAACAUCUCGUGUUCAUCUGUUUUCUUAUGGUUAAUGCGCAAUGCGAGUGAUAAUUUCACCAAAUGCUGCAUUGCGGAAUGGCGUGUGGGGGAACGUGGAAGGCUGCUGCUGCUUUCAUCUGCCAAUUUUUGUAUUAGACGCUAUAUGAUGGUUGUGUCUAUGUGGGAUACGUGGUCGCGGACAGGGUCCCUGUUCGGUACUGUGGACAAGCGGCGGCUUCAACAUGAAAUUGACACCCACAAACUUUUCCUCCUUACGAGUUUCCAGCGUGAGGCCACUUCUGGGGAAAUAGGGGUGGCAGAGGAACUCACAAAACUUGCUGAGGCGACACCUUUCGAAGAGCAGCAGCGACAAGUUCAAGAGCAAGUUCAUGGACAGAUUAAAAAAUUGUCGACUGUAUUGGACAGCAUACUUCUUAAGGAUCCUCUUCCUGAAAUUCCAAGUCCGCCUUCAGAGAAGAAGCGACCCAGCGGUUUGUUUUUCGCUCUUGGAAGACAACCAGAACCUGAAGCUCCUCCUCGCGCAAACGCAAUUGAGACGAAGCCAUUAACUAGGGAGCAAGUAGCAUCAGCCUUUAGAGAACACACGGGCUUCACGUUAUGUUUGCAACGAUCCGGUAUACCCCAUGAAGAAGCGGGCACGGGUCUUUUCAUCAAAGGAAGAGCUGAGCCAGGGACUGUGGUAUCCAUGUACCCGGGUGUCGUCUAUUCUCCUUCACAGUAUCGAUACAUCCCUGGGUAUCCCAAGGUGGAUGUCGAUAAUGGCUACUUGAUAUCCCGCUAUGACGGGCUUGUAAUUGAUGGCAAACCUUGGGGCAAGGGCGACGACAUCCGAGAGUGGUGGGAUGGUCACAAUGGAAUCUCCUUCGAGCAAGCGGCCGAACUAACGGGACCUGCGAGACAGUCUCUUCCAAGUUUCUGGCAAUUCGUGGGUGGCGGCAAGGUGAUGCAAGGUCCGCUGGAAGGUGCAGAGCUUGAACGGAGGAGCCCGAUUGCACUGGGCCACUUCGCCAAUCAUCCACCUGAAGGAGUUCAUCCAAACGUCAUGAUCUGCCCUUACACAUUCUCCAUUUCUGGUCAACAAUCCAUGAGGGCUUACAUUCCCAACGUUAUGUUUGGAAAUGAUGAAGAGUUCGAUAUGCAGCGACGAGGUCCUCUUUGGAUCAACGAGGGUAAGAAGGAGCGCCCUGAAGAUCCAGCUGAUACCAGGCUUUCUACAGUAGAAAGAUCUGAGCAGCCGAUCACUUUAAUCAGCGAUGUGCACACGCUGGUGUUGGUUACCACGAGAGAGGUGGACAAUGAGGAGCUGUUCCUGAAUUACAGACUGAGUAGUUACAUCCAGCAGCCUGAAUGGUAUCACCCGGUCAAUGUCGAGGAAGAGAAACGCCGAUGGGAUUAAGUAUUCUUGAGAAUGUUACCGGCUGAACAGCGCCGAUGCUUUUCGUACAUCUC